AUGCUCUCUACCAUGAAUCCUCUUGUUAUUUUUGCUCUCACAUCUCUUGCAGCGGCCUUUCUGGUUUGGCCCAACUCGUCUUUUACAGAAAUCCUGUGCCUGGCACCUUUGGAUCCCAUUCUCUUGCAAAGCCCAGACCUGCUCUUUUGGUGCAGAGAAAACAAUAACACAAUUUUCCACGAGUCCAGACUCAACACCUCCAAUGCCUUGCGGCCGUAUGUGAUUGGUGAUCUGAGGGUGUUUCCUGGAAAUGUGCCUGUGGAAACUUUCAACCGGAAAAUCUCCAACCGUAACCGCGUAUCCAAAGUUUGGAUUGAGCUUGAACCCAACGACUACACCCAAGAAACAGAGAAUUUUCCCAUCACACAGUGUCUUUCUCUUCAAGACACAGAAGGGUCUCUUUUGGGCACUGUUCUCAAGCAACUCAGUCUUUCGGCCGAUGGAGGCCAAAGUUAUGGCGUCGAGGACUGGUUCACCUUGGACUGGCUGCUAGUAUUUACGUCUAUGCUAUCUCUCGGCGCCGACUAUCUCUGUUCUGCCAAACCGGGGCAAACGGUCCAGUUGAUUAGCACACCAAGUAGUUACAGGUUUUCCAGUGCUCGUUUCAGAAACAUUACUCUCACAAGAGAUGGGCCUGAAUACGGAGAGUGGCAAGAUGCGCCGGAGACUCGAGUGUACUCCAGAAUUCCAAUUGUUAAGUGUGUGACGGAUCCAAAAGAAUUGCAGUGUGGGCUUCGCCAAUUGCCCAAUUCAGUUUUCGCUCAGACGGAGGAAAAUGAAACAGAAGCUGAACACCAAACUCACUAA
Clavispora lusitaniae ATCC 42720 is the source of this 807-nucleotide messenger RNA. RefSeq lists its product as uncharacterized. The record is from RefSeq and is a predicted model, not a curated record. Lineage: Eukaryota; Fungi; Ascomycota; Pichiomycetes; Serinales; Metschnikowiaceae.